UAGAACUUAGGUAAAACGACAGAGUUUCAGCAAACAGAAAAUUAAGUGACAAUGAAACGUCUGCGUAUUGAUCCUUCUCCUUCUUCACUUCGCUUCAGUCUUCCAAUCCUUACAGCAUCAGGAUUCCAGGGUUCUCAGCAAUAUGGAUUGCAGAUUUGUUAUCACAGUACACAGCAACAGGAAGAGGUCAGAAGAGAACUCCCAAGGAAAGUGCAGUACCCUGUUGUUGAUCUUCUGGUGUCAGGGCAGCUGGCCCAGUCUGAGUCACAGAACCCCACAAGCUUCAAGUCUGCCUUACUGCUGUAGUAGAUACCUUGGUCUGGACAGGAUUUGAGAUAUCUUAGUACUCUGUAGGCUGCUUGUAAGUGUUCUGAGUAGGGCUUCUUCUGAAACUGGCAUAGCUGUUGUACAGAAUAUGUCAAGUCAGGUCUUGUUAUGGUUAUGUAAUGAAGCCUCCCAAUCAACCUUCUGUAUUGUUCUGGAUCUUCAAGUAAAGUUCCUUCUGUUGCUGUUAGCUUGAUGUUUGGGUUUGAUGGUGACUGCCAUCCUUUGGCAUUUAAGUAUCCUGUAUCAGCAAGCAAGUCCAUACAGUAUUUUCUUUGACAGACCAUCAACCCUUCUGCUGUCUUGUUUACUUCCAGUCCCAAGAAAUACCUUAAAGGUCC
Messenger RNA from Linum trigynum, 665 nucleotides. Lineage: Eukaryota; Viridiplantae; Streptophyta; Magnoliopsida; Malpighiales; Linaceae. The record is from the annotation of a GenBank genome assembly.